This is a messenger RNA of Rotaria sp. Silwood1, 2679 nucleotides long. NCBI's taxonomy places the organism in Eukaryota, Metazoa, Rotifera, Eurotatoria, Philodinida, Philodinidae. The record is from the annotation of a GenBank genome assembly.
AUGCCAGUAAAAAAAGGAGCCUCUUUGGGAAGAAGUACAUCAGCUGCAAGAAGAAUAGCAGCAACAAGAGCAGCUGAAGAUUCUGAAGACACACGCAUUCGACUUGAUGGUCAACGUGCAAGACAAGCAGCUUCACGAGCAGCGGAAGAUUCUGAAGACACACGUACUCGACUUGAUGGUCAACGUGCAAGACAAGCAGCUUCAAGAGCAGCUGAAUCUCCAGAACGGAGACAAGGUCGACGGGAAGAAGAUCGAGCCAGACAUGCAGCUACAAGAGGAGCUGAGGAUCCCAUACAGAGACGGACUCGAAGUGAAGAUCAGCGUAGACGACAAGCAGCCUCAAGAGCAGCGCAAUGGACAUUUAUGGAAGGGGAAGCGUUUCGUUAUGAUCCAGCCAACAACUAUGACAGCCAUCCUCAACUUUAUAUUGGACAAAUGAGUGAUGUUUGCCCAUACUGUAAUGCCCUCAAGUGGCAUGCAGAAACACGAGGUAUGUGUUGCUCUGGUGGUAAAGUAAAGUUACCUGAACUUCAGCCUCCUCCUGAACCGCUGAAAUCAUUAAUGUCAGGAACAACGCCUGAAUCGAAGCAUUUCUUGGAUAACAUUAGAAAAUACAAUUCCUGCUUUCAAAUGACAUCUUUUGGCACGUCAGAGAAAGUGGCUGACCCAGGCUUCAUGCCUACUUUCAGAGUUCAGGUUCAAGUAUAUCAUCGCGUAGGAUCUCUGCUGCCGCCUUCGAAUGAAGAACAUAAAUUUCUUCAAAUUUACUUCAUGGGCGACGAUCGAAAAGAAGUACAACAACGUUGCAAAAACAUGCCUGGCGUACGUCAAGACAUUGUCGAGAAACUGCAGCAAAUGGUUCAUGAGCACCACAUUUAUGUUGAUCUUUUCAAGACUGCCCUUCAAAGAAUGCCUACAGAUCAAUACAAGGUGCUUAUUCGAGCAGACAUGAAACCUGUUGGAGAGCAUGCACGUCGUUUCAAUGAGCCAGUGACAAAUGAGGUGGCGGUUGUCAUCGCUGGCAACGACUUUGAGAAACGAGAUAUUGUCUUGGAGAAGAAAAAUGGUCAGUUACAGAGAGUAUCUGAGACACACAGAUCGUAUGAUGCCUUGCAAUAUCCUCUCAUCUUUUGAAAAGGUGAGGAUGGCUACCAUUUUCUUAUCGAACAGACUGAUCCAACAACUGAAAUGGCUGUCACUGGCAAAAAGGUGUCGGCUAUGAGUUUUUAUGCUUAUAGAAUUAUGGUACGAAAUGGUGCUGUCAAUCAUAUCUUACAGUGCCGACAACUUUUCCAUCAGUAUGUGGUUGACAUGUACGCUAAGAUCGAAAGUGAAAGAUUAUCUUUUCUACGUUAUAAUCAAAAAAAGCUUAGAGUGGAUGAAUACAUUCACCUGAAAGAUGCUAUAGCCAAUUAUGGACGAGCUGACAAUCUUGGUCAAUUAGUGAUUCUACCAGCAACUUUCACUGGAAGUCCCCGGCACAUGCAUGAAUAUACACAAGACGCUAUGACUUAUGUAAGAAACCACGGAAGACCCGACCUCUUUAUAACAUUCACCUGCAAUCCUAAGUGGCAAGAAAUUCAAGCAGAAUUAAUGGAAGGUCAAGCUCCCUCUGAUCGUCAUGACCCAUUAGCAAGAGUGUUCAGACAAAAGCUCACUAAAUUGGUCAACAUUAUUACCAAAAGCCAUGUAUUUGGGCCAACAAGAUGCUGGAUGUAUUCUAUUGAAUGGCAAAAGAGAGGACUACCACAUGCCCAUAUUUUGAUAUGGCUGAAGAACAAAAUUAAAGCAGAUCAAAUAGAUAGCGUAAUCAGCGCAGAAUUACCUGAUCCUGAACGAGAUCCUCGACUAUUUGAAAUAAUUAUCAAGACUAUGAUUCACGGUCCAUGUGGAAGUAUCAAUCCAAACUCUCCGUGUAUGGAAAACAAAAAGUGUACAAAAAGAUAUCCAAAACAACUUUUGCAUGAUACAGAAACUGGUGAUGAUGGAUAUCCAUCGUAUAGAAGAAGAAGUUCAGAAGAUGGUGGUAUCAAAGCCAAAAUCAAAAUGAGAAUUAAUAACUCCAUUCAAGAAAUCGAAAUUGACAACAAGUGGGUUGUGCCAUAUUGUCCACUACUCUCUCGGGUCUUUCAAGCCCACAUUAAUGUGGAAUAUUGCAACUCGGUAAAAUCAAUCAAAUACAUCUGCAAAUAUGUCAACAAGGGCAGUGACCAGGCAGUGUUUGGUUUGGGAAGAGAUGGAGCACCAGUUGAUGAAAUUAGUAACUACCAGUCAGGUAGAUACAUCAGUAGCAAUGAGGCAGUCUGGCGAAUCUUGGAUUUUCCAAUUCACGAACGAUAUCCAACCGUUGUUCAUUUGGCUGUUCAUUUGGAAAAUGGUCAACGCAUUUAUUUCACCGAAGAUAAUGUUCAUGAGAAAGUUAAUGAACCACCAAGAACAACACUAACAGCAUUUUUCUUACUCUGCCAGAAAGACGACUUUGCCAAAACGCUGUUGUACUGUGAUGUUCCAAAAUACUACACAUGGAACGCGUCUGAAAAAGUGUUUAAGCGGCGUGUUCAAGGAACUGCUGUGCUUGGUCAUCCAGACAUUAGAGAAGGAGAUGCGUUGGGUCGUGUUUACACUGUGCAUCCUAGGGUGAGGGUGUGGGUGUGGGUGUGGGUGUGGGUGUGGGUGUGG